AUGCCCCCUAAGGUUCUCGUCAUCGCGGGGUCUGACAGUUCCGGCGGAGCCGGUCUCGAGGCAGAUCAAAGAGUUCUGACCGCCCAUGGCGUCUACUCUCUUACAGCGACGACGGGCUUGACGGCACAAAACACGCUUGGCGUGCAGGACAUACAUAUUGUGCCAGCCGGGUUUGUGCAGAAGCAAAUCAAUGCUGCUUUGGAGGAUGUCGGGGCAGAUGUUGUCAAGCUUGGAAUGCUGUCGUCGGCACAGACGGUGGAUGUUAUUGCGGAGGAGUUGACGAGACAUGCCGUCAAGACCAUUGUUCUUGAUCCUGUAAUGGUGUCAACCUCUGGCUCGCGUCUUCUCCCUCUAGAUGCAAUCGAGCAUGUGCGCUCAAAACUGCUUCCUCUCACCACCAUCCUAACCCCCAACAUCCCCGAAGCCCAGCUUCUUCUCGAAAAUGCCGGUGUCGCAGUCAGCGAACCACAGAAUGUAGACGACAUGAUCAGACUUGCCAAGCAAGUGAAAGGCUUGGGAGCCAAGGCUGUUUUACUGAAAGGCGGCCAUUUACCAUUCACCUCGGAUCGGAUGCGAGCGAAGGCGUCUUCUGGUGAUGAUGCUAGCAUUGUCAUUGACGUCCUUGUGUACUCGACUAAUGGCAGCGAACAUGAUGAUGAGGUGCUACUAACCGAGACUGAAUUCCUAACUUCGAAAAACACGCAUGGAACAGGAUGCUCUCUCGCGUCUGCUGUUGCGGCAAACCUAGCACGAGGGAAUGACUUGAAAACGUCUGUCCGCUCGGCAAUCAAAUAUGUUGAGGCUGGUAUCAAGUUCAGUGUUGACAUGGGUCAAGGAAGUGGUCCGAUCAAUCAUUUUCACUCACUAUAUCAUCUGCCCUUUGCGCCUGGCCAAUUCGUAGACUACAUCCUAAACAGACCAGACAUGCAACCCAUAUGGCAAAGAUUCACGCAUCACCCGUUUGUAGCAGGACUCGGAGACGGCACCCUCCCCGUGCAGAAAUUCAAGGACUACCUAGUACAAGACUAUCUCUACUUGGUCCAAUUCGCACGAAGCAAUGCUCUAGCAUCCUACAAAGCUCGCUCGAUGGAAUCCAUCGCCGCGUCCGCAAGAAUAGUCCUCCACAUCAAAACCGAAAUGGCCCUGCACAUCGACUACUGCGCCAGUUUCGGCCUGACCCGAGAAGAAAUGGAAGCAACACCAGAACGACAAGCCUGCGUCGCCUACAGCCGCUACAUCCUCGACGUAGGACAAUCAGACGACUGGCUCGCUCUCCAAAUCGCGCUUGCACCGUGCCUCAUUGGCUACGGCGCGAUUGCGCGACGUCUCUACGACGACGGGAGCUCUGUGCGAGGGGAGCAGAAUAAUAAGUUUUGGAAGUGGAUCGAGAACUAUGUUGCGGAGGACUAUGUGACGGCUGUGAAGACUGGGUCUACUCUACUAGAGGAACACAUGCACAAAGUUUCACCGAGCAGAUUGGAGGAGUUGGUUACUAUCUUCAAGCGAGCGACGGAAUUGGAAAUUGGAUUUUGGGAUAUGGGCUUGGACAGUUAA
Talaromyces atroroseus is the source of this 1554-nucleotide messenger RNA. RefSeq lists its product as hypothetical. The coding region runs from base 1 to 1554 and encodes 517 amino acids. Gene Ontology annotation, biological process: thiamine biosynthetic process. The transcript is spliced from 9 exons. Lineage: Eukaryota; Fungi; Ascomycota; Eurotiomycetes; Eurotiales; Trichocomaceae. Gene Ontology annotation, cellular component: cytosol. The record is from RefSeq and is a predicted model, not a curated record. Gene Ontology annotation, molecular function: phosphomethylpyrimidine kinase activity; thiaminase activity; hydroxymethylpyrimidine kinase activity.